This is a messenger RNA of Phaeodactylum tricornutum CCAP 1055/1, 1129 nucleotides long. RefSeq lists its product with no specific name. Gene Ontology annotation, molecular function: protein binding; peptidyl-prolyl cis-trans isomerase activity. The transcript has a single exon. NCBI's taxonomy places the organism in Eukaryota, Bacillariophyta, Bacillariophyceae, Surirellales, Neidiaceae. Bases 146 to 889 code for a protein of 247 amino acids. The record is from RefSeq and is a predicted model, not a curated record.
UCAGCCACGCCUUUCAUUAGGUCCGUGACCGAAGUCAAUAUGGAGCGUCAGCAUUAGACAACACACGGAUCUUCGUCGCCGAGACCCGCAAUUUAAUUUUUGAGCAAAUCUUCGGAUUGGCGAGAGCGCAGUCAUUCCAAGAAACAUGCGUAGACUGAGAGUGCGCUUGGCGCUAAUAUCGCUCCUCUUAUGGAUGACGACUGCGUUCCAACAAAGUCAACGGAUUCGUCCAUCGACGUCGGAAAUAAGCCGUUCGAGGCAUGUCAUGCUACUCUCAUUGGAAUAUUUAAAACAUGACCUGUGGCUUCCCUUGAUUGCGGAAGACCCCGGAGCUGUGCAGAAGAGGAUUGUACAAGUUGGCAGCGGUAAAAUAAAUUCCGAGGGCGCCGUUGUUGGCAUCGACUACGUUGGCACCUUGGCAAGUUUAGGCAACGAAUGGACACCACAUGAAGUUGUCGAUUGCUGGCUGAAAUCACAGCAAGGCAUGGAAGGGUUGAUCGACGCAUUCUUGCUGCACAACAUCGACGGAGCUAAACUACUCGAACCCGACUACUUGACGGAAGCGUUCGUCACGGACACACUGGGCGUCUCCAACAAGAUUCAAGCCAAAAAACUUAUCAUGGCGGCAAAGCGAUUACGGAAACAAACGGAGGAUUACGCAAUUGGAGACGUCUUUGACUCGGGGACAUCCACGUUCACGCUAGGCCAAAGCAAGAUGAUUCGUGCCAUUGAAAGCACUGUGGCUACCAUGAAACUGGGAGAAACAUGCAGAGUACUAUGUCGGUCAGACUACGCCUACGGUUCGGAAAGCUUUCGGCGGAGGAAUGGAGAAGCUGUUGUACCACCAUUCGCCACGCUGUGUUUUGAAGUUUCUUUGACGCAUUGCUAGCGCGACAAUGACAGAAGUACCUGAAUGCGCGUGGAGCUAGAGAGCCGUGGAUGAUCCAAAAUUGAAUAGUAAAGCAUGAAUUACUUACUCAAUCAUAGUCUCGUUUCCGCCUUGUCUCUACUUUUGCCUUGGUUUUCCAUUGCUGUACACGGUAAGAAGAUUUAUAGCUAGCUAAUCGAGAAGAGGUACCAACCGGUAGAUUCAGCGAGGAUGUUUUACAUUACAAUAUCACAGUCAGUA